CAAGGAACUCGUGCGCCUGCGCUCCAUCCCGGAGACUACAUUUCCCAGACGCGAGGAGAGGAACCGCAGCUCCCACGGCUGCCAGCAAGAGCCACGCUAGCCCUGGGCAGGCGCAGCUGAGGAGCUAUUUCCGUCCCUUUUCACUUAAGUGGAGAUUGGGGAAAGUUGCCGACCUCUGGGUUGUGUUUGUGGGCGGGGGCGCUCUGAUUUGAGGCCACCCGGGCGGAGAGAUGGCUUCCGGAGCUGGGGAGGAGAAAUCUAUCCUUGGAGCCCUUGGUUCUACUUCUGCCCCCGAGGCUGUGUUGCUGCGGGAUCCGAACUAGAACCUUGAAUCCCGCUUUUUUUCUUCACCUUAAAAAAGCCCCACUUUUUUCUGAAGCCUUAAAAGGGGCGCACUUAGUCCCUGAAGAGUAGCUGCAUUGAUUACGCGCCAGCUGAGUGCCAGCAAGGAAGAUGUAAAUUACUAAACAAUAAACACUGAUUAAUCAGCGGUGGAAAAAGAGACCCCGCCCUCUGGGUUCUGUGUACCUGGGGAGAAGCUGGGACACCUUAUUGAGGGAGAUAAGACUUGAGAAAGGUCAGAGUCUCAAAGAAAACACUGAAAAAGGAUUGAUUUUGGAGGACCAUGGCAUUCAAGAAAAAGAAAUUGCUGACUUUCCAAGAUGUUGCUGUGGAAUUCACCCAGGAGGAGUGGAGCUAUUUGGAUCCUGGCCAGAAAAACAUGUACAGGGACGUGAUGCUGGAGAACUAUAAAAACUUUCUCUCUCUGGGGCUUCCAGUAACUAAACCAACUAUGAUUUCUCGGCUGGAGAGACAUGAAGCCCCGUGGCUAUCAAAGGAAGAAGACCCCAGAUGCUCUUCUGAGGAUUCCUCUGUUGAAAAAAGAGAAUGUGAAACCAAGGGGUCAACUCCAAAACAGUGUAUUACUACCAGAGAAACAUCCAGAAAGAGUCUCAUCAAGGAUGCUUUCUGGAAUUCUAAAUUGGGAGAAGCUUGGAAUAAUGACACAGAAUUAGAAAGGCAGACCAAAAAAAUGGAAAGACAGUCAAUGAAGCUAAUAGUUACACGUAGCAAAACUUCAUCUAGCAGAAUUCUCAUGGAGAAGAACCUUCGCAAGUUUGAUAAAUAUAAGAAGUUUUAUCACCAGCCUAGAAAACAAUGUAAUAUAGGUAGGAAAACUUUUAGCCAGACUAGAUAUGUUUGUCAACAGAAGAGAAUUCCUACGAAAGAGAAACCUUAUGAAUGUAAUGAAUGUGGGAAAGCCUUCAGCCUUAAGGGAAUCUUUAACAGACACAGAAAAUUCCAUACUCUACUGAAACCCUAUAAAUGUAAUGAAUGUGGGAAAGCCUUCAAACUUAAGCAAACCUUUAACAGACACAAAAAUAUCCAUACUGCAGUGAAACCCGAUAAAUGUAAAAAAUGUGUCAAAGCCUGUACAUGCAAUGCAUCUCUUAAUAGAUAUGAGAAAAUUCAUUCUGGAAAGAAACUGUAUAAAUGUAAUGAAUGUGGAAAAGCCUUCCCCUGGAAGACAAGCCUUUACAUACAUAAGAGAAUUCAUACCGGAGAGAAACCACAUGAAUGUAAGGAGUGUGGAAAAGCUUUUAGGGAUAAGACAGGUCUUAAUCGACAUGAGAAAAUUCAUACUGGAGAGAAACCCUACAUAUGUAAUGAAUGUGGAAAAGCCUUCAGAUAUAAGGCACACUUAGAUAUGCAUCAGACAGUUCAUUCUGGGGAGAAGCCUUAUAAAUGUAAUGAAUGUGGAAAAGCCUUCAAAUUUCCAGGAACCCUUUAUUCACAUAAGAAAAUGCAUACUGGAGUGAAACCCUAUAAAUGUAAUGAGUGUGGAAAAGCCUUCAUGCGGAGUGAUCGCCUUAAAAGGCAUAAGAGAGUUCAUACUGGAGAGAAACCAUAUAAAUGUAAUGAAUGUGAAAAAGCUUUCACGAGUAAGAGAAACCUUGAGCUACAUGCCAUAAUUCAUACUGGACAGAAGCCCUAUAAAUGUAAUGAGUGUGGAAAAACCUUCAGUUAUAAAGUAAGCCUUAUUCAGCAUGAGGCAAUUCAUACUGGCCAGAAGCCCUAUAAAUGUAAUGAAUGUGGAAAAGCCUUCAUCCGGAAUGAUUACCUUAAAAAGCAUAAGACAGUUCAUUCUGGAAAAAAACCAUAUAAAUGUCAUGAAUGUGGAAAAGCCUUCAUUUGUAAGGUAAGUCUUGAAGUACAUGAGGCAAUUCAUACUGGCCAGAAGCCUUAUAAAUGUAAUGAAUGUGGAAAAGCCUUCAUCCGGAAAAGUCGACUAAAAAGGCAUAAGACAGUUCAUACUGGAAAGAAAGCAUAUAAAUGUAAUGAAUGUGGAAAAGCCUUCAUUUGUAAGGGAAGCCUUGAUCUACAUGAGGCAAUUCAUAUUGGCCAGAAGCCCUAUAAAUGCAAUGAAUGUGGAAAAGCCUUCAUCUGGAAAAGUCGACUUAAAAGGCAUAAGAGAGUUCAUACUGGAGAGAAAGCAUAUAAAUGUAAUGAAUGUGGAAAAGCCUUCAUUUGUAAGGAAAGCCUUGAUUUACAUGAGGCAAUUCAUAUUAACCAGAAGCCCUAUAAAUGUAAUGAGUGUGGAAAAGUCUUCAGGCAGAAAGGAUGCCUUAAUUCACAUAAGACAAUCCAUACUGGGCAGAAGCCCUAUAAAUGUAAUGAAUGUGGAAAAGUCUUCAGGCAGAAAGGAGGCCUCGAUUCGCAUAAGACAGUUCAUACUGGAGAGAAACCCUAUAAGUGUAAUGAAUGCGGAAAAGCCUUCAGGGAGAAAGGGGGCCUUAAUAGACAUAAGAUAAUUCAUACUGGGGAGAAACCUCAUAAAUGUAAUGAAUGUGGAAAAGCCUUCAACUAUAAAGGACAUCUGAAUAGACAUAAGAAAACUCAUACACAAGUGAAACCAUAAAUGUAAUGAAUGUGGAGAAACCUUCAAAUGUAUGGAAAACCUUAAUUUAUGUAAGAAUUCAUAUUGAAGAGAAACCCUAAAAAUCCAGAGAAUAUGGAAAAACUUUUAAGUGGUAAAGAAACUUUAAAAAACAUAAAUACAUACUGGAGGGAAAUCCUUUGAAUAUACUGAUGUUGAAGCAGAUUGUAAUCAAAAUCCAAACUUCUAAUGUAAUUAAAUUGUGAAAACUUUCUUGCACUUCGCAAACUUAAGAAACAUCAGAUUUAUUCCUACUGGAGAGAAAUCUAAAUAUAAAGAAAGUGAGAAAGCUUUCAAUGAUCAGGAACACUUAAUAAAUCCAGAGGAAUCCAUACUGGACAGGAACUUUUUUUAGUGGUAUUUAUUUUACAUGAAAAUAGCUUCAUGGGUUCCAGCAACAAUAACAGAUUAGGCAGUUACCCAGGAUCUAGCAGUGUCUAUUAUUAUCCUAUAAUAAAGGAUCAGAAGGCCUGGAAUAUCAUAUUCCAAAAGGCAAAGGACCUAUUGUUACAACCAAGAAUUAACUACCUAGCAGGACUGAACAUCUUCUUUCAGGAGAGGUGAUGGAGCUUCAAUGAAAUAAGGGACUUUUAAUCAUUUCUAUUGAAAAAAACAGAACUAAACAGAAAAUUUAAUCUAUAAUCACAGGACUAAAGAGAAGCAUAGAAAGAUAA
This is a messenger RNA of Sarcophilus harrisii (Tasmanian devil), 3612 nucleotides long. RefSeq names its product zinc finger protein 665-like. The record is from RefSeq and is a predicted model, not a curated record. Bases 626 to 2920 code for a protein of 764 amino acids. Gene Ontology annotation, molecular function: DNA-binding transcription repressor activity, RNA polymerase II-specific. The transcript has 5 exons. Gene Ontology annotation, biological process: negative regulation of transcription by RNA polymerase II. NCBI's taxonomy places the organism in Eukaryota, Metazoa, Chordata, Mammalia, Dasyuromorphia, Dasyuridae.